Molecule: messenger RNA, 1547 nt
Organism: Carassius carassius (crucian carp)
Lineage: Eukaryota; Metazoa; Chordata; Actinopteri; Cypriniformes; Cyprinidae
Product: melanocortin-2 receptor accessory protein 2B-like
Exons: 3
Coding region: 257-865 (202 amino acids)
Biological process (GO): protein localization to plasma membrane; regulation of adenylate cyclase-activating G protein-coupled receptor signaling pathway
Cellular component (GO): plasma membrane; endoplasmic reticulum
Molecular function (GO): type 3 melanocortin receptor binding; corticotropin hormone receptor binding; type 4 melanocortin receptor binding
Source: RefSeq, a predicted model, not a curated record
GGUAAUCUUCUGAUCAUCAGGUUCACAUAAAAAUAAACUUUUUACUGCUAAUAUUGUUCUCCCUCUCUCUCUCUCUCUCUCUCUCUCUCUCUCUCUCUGAAGGUGGGUGUUUGUGAUUUCAUGAAUUACGUGCUGUAUGAACCGAAAGAGAGAGACAAAGCGAGCACAAUCAUUCUGAUGUCUCUGUGUGAUGCCUUCAGUGUGAUCUUCUCACCGGUCAGGAUGUGUUCUGACUCCUGAAAUACUCCACAGAAACAUGACUGAAUAUUCAAACCGCAGUCAGUCCGGCGGAGAAUAUGAAUGGCAUUAUGAAUAUUAUGAUGACGAGGAGCCUGUGUCCUUCGAGGGCCUGAGAGCAAACAGAUACUCUAUAGUGAUCUGCUUCUGGGUCGGACUGGCCGUGUUCGUCAUCUUUAUGUUCUUUGUUUUGACGCUGCUGACAAAAACAGGAGCUCCGCAUCCAGAGAUCCUUGAUCCCAGUGAAAAGCAUCAUGGUCUAGCUGACUGUGUGCUGGAGCUCGGCAGUUCUCAGCUGUUUUCUCUCCCGCCGCUGACGGAUGAAUCACAUUCCCUCUUUCACUUCUACAUCCACGAGGAGGCCGUCAGAAACACCGUGAUUGGCCGAGGGAGGCAUUGUGGGCGGGCCUCUGAGUCUGGGCUCCAUCUCCAGGGGGCGGCAGAGGACGAGAGAGGAGAUGAAGACGAGCACUUCCUGUCCAACUUCCACAUUCCGAACUUCGUGAGCUCUGAACAGAACUACAGCGACGGCAACAAUGACUUGGUGCCAUGUGAGCUGUCAAUCAUCACAGACAGCCAAUCAGCUGUGCUGAAGAACUCAGAGUCCUAUGAUGUCAUCAGACGCUAGCACACAGACUCGUGUUUCACAUGGACAGCGACCAUAGACUGUAUAAAAACAUGGACGUAGUGUCCGUGACGUCACCCGUAUGUUUCCGAAGAGUGUCAAAAGUAGGCGGAGCCAGCUGUCGCCAUCUUGUUUGUCAGCGCAUCACCGCACGUCAAUCCCGGAUAAUUGAAAAUGGACAAAAAGGCGGGAUCUAGUUGAUGAAACCACGCCCACCUAGCUCGACGGCGGUGAUCCACCUGUCACUCAAGUGGCCACGCCCUUAAUUAUGCAGAACAUUUUAGGCUUAAUAUAAUUUAAACGGAUGAGUUAUAAAAUAAUUCACCGUCCUCACAGUUGUCAUGAAGGGCAAAAUUAGCUUUAUAGACCAAAAUAUUUUUUUGCACCAGGCUGUAAACGUUUUUUUCUGCUGUAAAGUUGGGCAUUUUAACAUGGAGUCUAUGGGACUGACUCUCUUCUGCAGUGAGCCUCUAGCGGCCAGUCGAUGAAUUACAGCUGGAGUCACUUCCGUGCUGGCUUCACGAGAGAGAGCUGGACCGUGACUGAUAUUUAAUGAGCUGCUGAUAAUUCUAAAAAGUGCAAAUUAAUGAGGGCAUUCAGAUCUUAUUGACAUCUGUUUUUAUUAUUUAAAGAAACUAUGUAGAUUACAUAGUUUUCUCAUUAGUGUAAGUGAACAUCCCUUCAC